Cotesia congregata is the source of this 3924-nucleotide messenger RNA. The record is from the annotation of a GenBank genome assembly. Lineage: Eukaryota; Metazoa; Arthropoda; Insecta; Hymenoptera; Braconidae.
AUGGGGAAGUUACGUCCACGAGCACCAACCCGUAAAGGUGCUAAGCGUUGGCCAAAAGGUCAAAGUUCAAACUCCAAUCCGGAGACUAAAAAAUACAGAAAUCAAGCCAGAUCAGGAUUUGGCCAGCCAACUUUAGGACCCAGUCGUCUAACAACAGAAGCAGUAAAGAGAUUAGACGCCCUCCAAGGACUAGAAUCCUCCGAAAAAAUCGAGAUCGACAAUGAUUUCGACGACGCCAGUUCCACAGCAGAUACAUUCAAAACCUUCGGAACAUUCGCCAGUAACUACAGUAACUGUUCCAACACUUCCUUCAGCCGUUUCCUAACUCACUUCCAAUCAACCUCCUUAAUCCACAAAGAGAUGCUCGCAAUCUUAACCGCAGUGACCGAAGUAAUAAAGCAAAACGGAGGAACAGAAUCAUCAACCGAGUACUACGCAGCUUUAAUGACAACUCUAGAGCAAGCCUAUUCUAACGAAUCCGAAAACUCAGCUAAUUCUUCAGAAUCUAUAGCAGCUAUUUUAUCCCUCCUAGGAAUGGGUUUAAAAACAGUCCCCAAGAACGUUCUUAAAGCUCAGUUCAGCCAAGCAAACAAAGUAUUCAUCCAAAUUCUCGAGAGAUACAUCGAGCGUGAAAACUAUCUAAUAAUCCGUCACUGUAUCGGGUGUCUCUCCGUUUUAUUACGAGCACAAGAGGCAAUUACUUGGUCUAAUUCCUCCACAAUGCAAAUUCUUUACGGAAUUCUUUCAUUAACUAUUCAUUCAAAACCAAAAGUCCGGAAAGCAGCUCAACAUGCUGUGUGUGCUAUUUUAAAAGGCAGCGAAUUAAUGAAAGAAAAUCCACCAGCUUAUCAUCCAGCAGCACCAGAAAUAGCCAAGCACUGCCUCAAGCAAUUUGAAGACGCAGGUAAGCCAGGAACUAUCACUUCAACUCUUCAUAUUUUAACCCUAUUAAAAGAUAUAAUUCACCAAUUGCCCAAAACAUAUGUUAAGUCAAUUUGCGAAGGACUGUUGCGUAUAAUGGUCCUAAAAAAUGUCCUAAUAUCUUCCUGCUGUUUGCAAACAUUCCACAGUCUCUUUAUUUCAAAACCCAAUGAGUCAAUCUUACCCUCAAAAUUAAACGCUCAGAUUAUAAACGCGUUGCACGAAAUCCAACCCAAUCGCGGAGAUACUCAGCUUACUCUAGCUUGGCUUGCAGUAAUGCAAGAAGCUCAUGUAAAUCUUUCCGUAAAUUCUUUAAAUCUUUGCGCAGCAAAUAUCCAUCAGAUAAUCCUAAAAGCUAGCGAGCUUUGGCUAUCAGACAAACCUGAAAUAAUUACUGCUGCAUCGCACACUGUAAAAACUCUUCUUCAAGUAUGUGUAGCUCCGCUAUGCGAAAGUGAAAUUACAGCGCGUAAAUAUGAAAAGACAAUUAGGGAAAUUAUUUUGUUGAUCAGAAGUGGAAUGCAGUUGAGGUACAACUCAGCUUGGCACCACAUUCUUCAUUUACUAGCUGUGCUUUUCCAAAUUGCUGGAACUAAGUGUCAAAAUGAAUUGGCGCCUAUUUUAAGCGACCUUUGUGAAUUGAGAGACACGCAUAAGUUCACUUACAAUUCUGAAGUUGAGUUUGCAGUUGGAGCCGCUGUUAAAGCUAUGGGUCCGGAAAAAGUCCUUGAAAUAAUUCCUCUGGUUACUUCUCAUGGGAUUUUUGAUCUAAAGAGAAGCUGGCUGUUGCCCGUUUUGAAAGAUUGUAUCACUUCUGCACCACUUUUUUACUUUAAAGACAUCCUAAUCCCUCUUGCUACAAAUUGUGAGAAAUUAAGUCUAGGAUUAAAGGCUAAAAAUGACAGAAUUAUGUCGCAUAGUUACGGAUUGUUAACUUCACAAAUCUGGUCGCUUUUGCCAAAUUUCUGCAACAAUCCUCCUGAUAUUGAAAAGAGCUUCAAAGAAAUUGCAAGAAUUCUUGGUACAAUUCUCAGCGAGAAAAAGGAUUUAAGAAUAUUUGUAAUGACUGCUUUGCGUAGAUUAAUAACUCGCUCUAUAGAAAGUGACAAAAAGGAAGAUAUUAAAACCCUAGCUAACUACUCAAAAAAUUAUUUACCACUUUUAUUCUCUUUUUAUACAACUCAGCCCAAAGAUACUGUUGAAGAAGGCCAACGCCUUGCAGCAUUUGACACAAUAAAAGCUUACUUGAGUAUAACACCUCCCGAAUUGUGCAAAGAUUUGCUCAACACUGCGCUAACUAAAUUACAAUCUGAAGAAAAUGACUAUAGUAAGCAAGCUUUGUUCAGUUUGAUCAGAAUUUUGGUCCAGUUUACUGACCAAGAACGUCUUCUUGAACUAUACAAUAAAUGCGUGGUUAUAUUUAAGAGUACCAAGCAACCAAAAGAACAAAAGCAGGCUUACAAAUUUCUGGAAGAAAUUUUGGGAAGUGAGAAGGAAAUUUGCAAAGAAUUUGUUCAGGAAAAUUACAAAGCUAUUCAGAAAGUUGUAAUUGGAGCUGCUACAAGUGUUUGCACAAUUAGCAGAGCUUCUCGUUUGCGCUGCAUUGAUUAUUUGAUAAAAUAUAAUCAAAAUUUGGAGAAGAUUAAGUUUUUGGAAGCUAUUGUCCCGGAAGUUGUGAUGUGCGUUAAAGAUGUUAAAGCUAAAUGUCGCACGUUGGCUUAUCAAGUGUUGAAUAAUAUCGCGGAUAGAUUGUUGGACAAAGGGGAUAGUUUUGAUAAGUAUAUUCAGAUAAUUGUAGCGGGAUUGGGAAGCAAUCCUGCUUUUAUUCAUGCUACUUUGUUGAGCUUAGCUAGUUUGACUUACAAGUACACUGGGUCGAUUGGAAUUAGCAGAGCUAAGGAAAUUCUUGAGCUUACUUGCACACUUUUAACUGGACCUGCUAGAGAAAUUGUUUUAUCAGCGCUUUGUUAUGUCAAGGUUUAUUUAUCAGCUUUUCCCAUUGCGAUUAUUGGGCCUGAUUUGCAGAUUAUUAUGAAGGGCAUUACGGGAAUGACUGAAGAUUGUAAGCGACAUUUCAGGCAGAAAGUUAGGGACAUUUUGACUAAAUUAAUUCGGAAGUUUGGUAUUGAGCCUAUUUCUGAAUUCAUUCCGCAGUCGGAUGAGAUUAUGCAUAAAAGGAUUAAGAAUAUUAGGAAGAUUGAAGCGCGUAAGCAGAAAAUUAAGGAAGAGAGGAAGUCUAAAGGAGAAGGAGACAGUGAUGAAGAAUUUAGUGUUAAGAGAAAGCCUAAAAGCAUUGAAGAUAUUUUGGCUGAUAGUGAUGAAGAUUUUGAUGAUACCGAUGAUGGUGGUGGGGAUAAUAAGAAGAAACAGGCGCCUAAGAUUUGGAUUAAGGAAAAUGAAGAUGAUAUUAUGGACUUUACUGAUCCUGCUGCGAUGAAGAAUAUUACUUCUAGUAAACCUGGCUCUGCUAAUUUGGAGAAGAAGACUAAGCUUAAUAGGGGAUUUAAAACUGAUGAUGUUGGAAGGUUGAUUAUUAAGGAUAGUGAUGAUGAUAGUGAAGAAGAAAAGGUUGGGAAAAAGAAGAAACAAUUGCCGUUCCUUGGGGAAGAUUCUGAUGAUGAUCCUGAUAAGGAUGAUGAGGAUGAGGAUGGGGAAUUGGGUUCGAAAUUCCCGAGAAAGAGGAAGCUCAGUGGAAGUACUGAUGCUGGGAGUGUUGCUACUAGUGUUGCUAGCAAGUCGGUGUAUAAACCCGGUGGAUCGGGAAUCCAUCGGCCCUUGAAAUCAGCCAAGUUGGAUAAGACACUUGGUGCUGAGUAUAGGUCUAAGAAAGCUGCUGGGGAUGUUAAGAAGAAGGGCAAGCCUGAUCCUUAUGCUUAUGUUCCUUUGACUAGGGCUUCGUUGAAUCGUAGGAAGAAAAUGAAAAAUGCUAGUAGGUUUAAGGGGGUUAUUUCUGGGGCUAAGAAAGGCGCUCAGAUGGGCAAAAAAGCGAGGCGGAAGAUGUAA